Molecule: messenger RNA, 693 nt
Organism: Syzygium oleosum
Lineage: Eukaryota; Viridiplantae; Streptophyta; Magnoliopsida; Myrtales; Myrtaceae
Product: pectinesterase 2-like
Exons: 2
Coding region: 1-693 (230 amino acids)
Biological process (GO): cell wall modification
Molecular function (GO): pectinesterase inhibitor activity; pectinesterase activity
Source: RefSeq, a predicted model, not a curated record
AUGGCUGUAGUUGGUGAUGGAUUCAUCGCACAAGGUAUCACUUUCCGCAACACUGCUGGUGCAGCAAAUCACCAAGCUGUUGCCUUGCGCUCUGGCUCUGAUCUCUCGGUGUUUUAUAAAUGUGGUUUUGAGGGUUAUCAAGACACUCUCUAUGUUCAUUCGGAGCGCCAAUUCUACAGAGAGUGUGACAUCUAUGGUACCGUCGACUUCAUCUUUGGGAAUGCGGCUGUUGUUUUCCAGAAUUGCAAUAUCUACCCCCGAAACCCUCCCAACAAAACUAAUACUAUCACCGCACAAGGCCGAACCGACCCGAACCAGAACACCGGCAUCUCUAUCCACAAUUGCAAAGUCACCGCAGCUUCAGACCUAAAAUCGGUUCAAAGCUCCGUUAAGACAUACCUCGGUAGGCCGUGGAAAGAAUAUUCCAGGACGGUUUUCAUGAAGACUUAUCUUGAUAGCUUGGUUAACUCUGCUGGUUGGAUGGAGUGGGAUGGUAACUUUGCCCUCAACACUCUGUACUAUGGAGAGUAUCUGAACACAGGUCCGGGGUCAUCGACUGCUAAUAGGGUCACAUGGAAAGGUUACCAUGUCAUCAAAAGCGCGACCGAGGCUUCUAAGUUCACCGUUGGGAGCUUCAUUGCCGGCGGCUCUUGGUUGCCCGCCACCAGCGUGCCGUACACAUCCGGCCUUUAA